AGGCCAUCAUUGUUAACCAUGUGCUUGAGCGAAGUGAAAGCUACAAACUACAAAGUGCGGCUGUUGUGUAGUAGAACCCCGUUCCUAUAAGAUAACGAAAAUCUUUUAGUUGUAGCAUGGAGCUAUUCAUCUAGAUUGCUGAUGACGUCAUGUGGAAGGAUUAAUUUGGUGGACGUGGAGAGAGGAACCAUGCUAUGUGUGCAAUAGUUCCGGAGCUGGUAACCAACCAAGAAUGACAAUGUCUAUGCAUCAGUUUGCACUGAAGAUUCUUCCUCGGUACUCUGCCUUGUUGAGCAGCUUUCUGCAUGCUCAGACCAGGCGAUCGGUGCACCUGUGCGCUUCAGUCACACAACGAGCUGGGAAAAAGAAUCGAACAAAACAGGUUACAAGCAAGUAUGCCUCCUCAGCCGUCAAGCCGUAUCCUGUCCCAGCCAGCCACCCUGACCCACACCCAUCCACGUCUGACCAAACAUCCGUCCCCAAACCCACCCAAGACUCCCCCGACCGGUCCCCAGCCGACUGGUCCCCUGCCAUCCAGGACCUCAACCAGCGAGUGGAGACGGCCAUACAGAGCACCGUGGACCAGGUCACCCCUUGCCCCAUUGAGCCCAAGGACGGGAACAAAGGGGAGGAGAAGGAGGCGGAAGGGGUGGCGGAACCCAGCCUGGGUCAGUGGAGGGAACAGAGAGUGGGGCUGGGUCAGCUUCCCUCCUUGUAUCUACAGCUGUCAAAGAGCAGGCUUACAGGUUUGGUAGUCAUCUCAGCGUUGGCUGGCUACGGCAUGGCACCGGGCGUGUUUGAGCUAUCAACGUGUGCUCUGACAGCACUAGGGACCUUCUUGACGUCAUGCUCAGCAAACACUGUCAAUCAGUACUUUGAGGUUCCAUAUGAUUCGCAGAUGGCAAGAACGAGAAACAGGGUCCUUGUCAAGGGUCUUCUGAGCCCUCUCCAUGCUGUCGGCUUUGCCUCGGUUGUCGGCACAGCGGGAGUCGGCAUCCUAGCCCUGACUGUCAACCCCCUAGCCGCAGCCAUAGCCGCUAGCACCUGGGCCCUGUACGUGGCAGUCUACACUCCCCUGAAGCGGCUUAGCAUCGUCAAUACCUGGGUAGGGGCUGUGGUCGGUGCGCUACCACCUGCAAUAGGAUGGGCUGCUUGUACUGGUGCGCUGGAACCAGGCGCACUCCUGAUGGCAGGAUUCCUGUAUUGCUGGCAGUUCCCACACUUCAACGCCCUGAGCUGGAAUCUACGCAGUGACUACUCCCGAGGGGGCUACCGCAUGAUGGCUACCACCAACCCUUCCCUCUGUCGUCGCGUGGCCCUGCGUCACUCCCUAGGCAUGCUGGGACUCAGUACCCUAGCUCCGGUAAUAGGUUUGACUACUUGGACGUUCGCCCUGGACUCUCUCCCCCUAAACCUCUGGCUGGUUCACCUGGGCUGGCGGUUUUAUCGGAAGGCAGACAGCCAGUCGGCCAAGCAGCUCUUCAAGUUCACCUUGUUGCACCUGCCGCUGCUUAUGCUGCUGUUGCUGAUCAGCAAGAAGAGUCUGCACCCGGAUCAGGCUCUUGAAGGAGUUGCAGCGACUUUAUGAUGAUGUCAUCAUGAUGUCGUCAUUUCGACAGCAAGUUGGACAGGCAGCUCUUCAAUGGUUGUACCUUCCGUUGCUUAUGCUGAUGUUGUUGAUCAUCAAGAAGAGUCUGCACCUGGAUCAGGCUCUUGAAGGAGUUGCAGCGAGUUGCAUGAUGUCAUCUUGAUGUCGUGAUUUAGACAGCAAGUCGGAGAAGGGACUCUUCAAGUUCACCUUGCUGCUGUUGCUGCUGCUGCUGCUGUUGAUCAGCAAGAAGAGUUUGCAAUGGUGACAUCAUCUUUCAGACUUUUAAACCUUUUUCAUGUAUAUUUCUACGGAUGUGCAAUGUCAUGGGUAUUCUUUGACAUAGGCUUCCCUGUCAGUGUAUAGGAGGUAAUAAUCUUUCAUUUUUUUUAUACUGUGUGAUCACAUUUUAGAAUUUGCUAAUUUUGCCGUGAUCUGAUCAGUUACAACAAUUAUAUUAAUUAUGCUUCAAUAUGUCACAACUUCCAGCCAAUGCAUAUGUUUAUUAUGUUGAUUUAUAUUAUCCCAUUACUUCCCCGGCCCUGUACCGCCCAAAGCGCCCCACUAAUUACUCCUUAACCGCCCAAGUGCACAAUUGCUUUCUGCAUUCAUCAAGGAGUAAUACAAUGUACCUCUCCUAUGCAAACACAUUCUGUGCAAAGUUGUCCUUUUAGUCAAAAUCAAUCAAGUG
Molecule: messenger RNA, 2279 nt
Organism: Patiria miniata (bat star)
Lineage: Eukaryota; Metazoa; Echinodermata; Asteroidea; Valvatida; Asterinidae
Gene: cox10
Product: protoheme IX farnesyltransferase, mitochondrial-like
Exons: 7
Coding region: 233-1588 (451 amino acids)
Biological process (GO): heme biosynthetic process
Cellular component (GO): mitochondrion; mitochondrial membrane
Molecular function (GO): protoheme IX farnesyltransferase activity
Source: RefSeq, a predicted model, not a curated record